GUAGACGCAAGGAGGAGGGUUAAGGAAACGCAAAGUUGCCGGCGAGAUAUAAAUAGGAAAGGGGAGGAGUGGGAAACAGGAUUAGCGGAAAGAGAGAGGAUCAUCUUCUUUCAUCCUCUGCGGAGAGAUGGCGGCUCACAGGCUGGUGUUGAUCCGGCAUGGCGAGAGCACUUGGAAUCAAGAGAACCGCUUCUGCGGCUGGUUCGAUGCCGACCUGUCGGAGACGGGCGCGCAGGAGGCGGCCAGGGGCGCCCGGGCUCUGAGCGACGCCGGCUACCAGUUCGACAUCUGCUACACCUCGGUGCUGAAGCGGGCGAUCCGCACUCUGUGGGCGGUGCUGGACGGCAUCGACCAGAUGUGGCUCCCGGUGGUGAGGAGCUGGCGGCUCAACGAGAGGCAUUACGGCGGCCUUACCGGCCUGAACAAGGCGGAGACCGCGGCCAAGCACGGGGAGAAACAAGUGAAGAUUUGGAGACGAUCCUUUGACGUCCCCCCUCCUCCAAUGGAAUCCGAUCAUGACUUCUAUUCCAUCAUUAGCAAGGACCGUCGAUAUAGUGACCUGUCAGAGGACCAGCUGCCCUCCUGUGAGAGCUUGAAGGAUACCAUUGCCCGUGCUCUGCCCUUCUGGGAGGAGGAGAUUGUACCGCAGAUCAAAGAGGGGAAGCGGGUACUCAUUGCAGCUCACGGCAACAGCUUGAGGGGGAUCGUCAAACAUCUGGAAGGCAUGUCCGAGGAAGCCAUCAUGGAGCUGAACCUCCCAACGGGGAUCCCCAUCGUGUACGAGCUCGACAAGAACCUGAAGCCGGUCAAGCCCAUGCAGUUCCUGGGAGACGAGGAGACUGUACAGGCAGCCAUGGCUGCCGUGGCAGCCCAGGGGAAAGCUAAGAAAUGAAGAAUGGUGCUGAGGGAGCGUGGAAGGAUCGCAAGAAUUCCAUAAUGUAGCUUCUCGAAAAAGUAUUUAUAUAAGUGGUUCUGGGAACCAUGGUAGCACCUAGCUCCCAGUUGCAUUACCUACCUUACACUGUGUUGCCUGAGCCUGCUCAUUGGGUCCUCGACAUCCCUUUCUGUAUUUUGUCUCUCCUUUUAAUCUCUCUUAUCCAUCUUCUCCUUUGUCCAUUGUGACUUAUUGUGGAAUUAUCUAUUAGCUUACAGAUUCACCUGUUCAAUCUUCAUGCCUGGCUGAUCAGUAGAACUGUUCCUGUGUUGGAAAUAUAUUUAAAGGAUGUAUUGGUAGUUCUUUUGAAUUUGGAGACCCACUUAUUCCAGUUGAAGGCACAGAUUAAUCAUCACCUUUCCCAUUUAUAGGAUAAUAAGUGGUUACAGAACAUCUGAUAUUAUAGAACAGUGUGACUAUCUAGCUUCUUUCAGAACCAGGUUUAAUAUCACUGUAAUGUGAUGUGAAACUUGUUCUUUGUGGUCGCAGUAUAUAUAUAUUUAAAUAAGUAGUUGCAAAAAGAAAGCAAGGAAAGUGAGGUAGUGCAUAUGGGUUCAUUGUCCGUUCAGAAAUCUGAUGAUAGAAGGGAAGAAGCUGCUCCUAAAACCUUCAGGUUGCUGCAGGUUCCUUAAUGGUAACAACAAGAAGAGGGCACGUCCUGGGUAGGGGCACUGUCACUACAUGGAUGAGACAGUAGAAUUAUAGACCAAGAGGUGAGACGUUUAUGAGUUAUUCUGAAAGUUGGCAUUGGUGUAAAAGGAGGUAGUGUUUACAUAAAGAACGAACAGACCUCAAGCUGCAUUGAAGUGAAUAUUUAGAUGUUAUUGGCACGGUAAUGUUAACCAUUGGGACACCUGGAUCAAUAUCCUGACAAGACCAUCCAUCAAGGUCACCAAUGAACCCCUAGCUGUAUCUGCCUUGACGACGUGUCGCAACACGGUAGCGUGACACUGUAUUACAGGUCAGGGUGUUGACGUUCCGUGUCCAGUUCCGACGUCACCUGUAAGGAGUUUGUACAUUCCUCCCCACGAACUCAGAGGUUCCCUCCAGGCAUUCCGGUCUCCUCCCACGUUCCAAAGACACACCGGUUGAUGGGUCGUUGUAAAUUGUCCUGUGAUUAGGUUAGGGUUAAAUAGCUGUGUUGCUGGAUAGCACAGCCCGUUGGCCGGAAGGGCCUGUUCCACACUGUAUCUCUAUAUAAAAUAAACAAACCUAAAAAGGGAAUUCAAGUGAGAUUAUUUUACCCAGUGAGCAGUCAGACUAUGGAACUUGCUAGCAUAAGGUAUGCUUAGAGGGAAAAUGAAAGAUGUCAAUUAUUUGAUAUAGUGUGAAAUGUUCUGAUGGAGUUGAAAGAUCUAGGAAGAGGUGCAAGGAAUCAAGAUAGUGUAAUGAUAGUGGGGAGUAAGAGUCAAGUGAAAGAACAAUAAAUAUUGAUGUGGACAACCAACUGUUUACUCAUUGGGGAAUCACACUUUCACUUAAACUAGUUUAUGCAAGAGACAUUAGUUGGGUUAUUUCAUUAAUUAAGUAGCAGUUCAGCUCCUCACGGUAACUGGAAGGUGGUAGUGUUAGUUUUUUAAGGUGUUAGCUAAGAUGUUGAAAAGCCAAUCACCGAUGGGAUUAGCCACAGAGCAAAUGAAUUACAAGGGCAGCGAAAAGUGUUGCUCUAAAGCAGUAUUAAAGGUUUAUCAAUAGACAUUGUGGGCUGAGAGACUUCCCUUGGUCUUGUAGAACCUCUACAAGUAGGUUCUUUUAAAACCUAAACCCAUUGUCAUGCUUUGCAUCUGUAGCAAGGAGUUAACAAAGUAACCCUCAAUCACAGCACUCAGGUAGGAAGUAUAAACACCAGAUAUUUUGAGGAAUGCUGGAAAUGCAGGGUAACACACACAAAAUGCUGGAGGGACUCAGCGGGUCAGGCAGCAUCUACGGAGAGGAAUGAACAUUGAAUGUGGCAGGCCGUUACCUUUCAUGAAGGGUCGUGGCCUGAAAUGUCAACUGUGUGUUCCUUCCCAGAGAUGCUGCCUGAUGUGCUGAGUUCCUCCAGCAUUUUGUGUGCGUUGCUUUGGUAAGAAGCCCUGCACUAGAGACAAAGUGGAAGCGGUUUCCUGGAGUUAGUUUCACAGAGUUGAAAGUGCUGUUGGUUUGAGUGUGUUUGUGUGCUGCUCCCCUCUCUGCUUCCAUCAUUAAGCAUACCUGAGUAUUGUUAUUGUUUCCCCUUCUCUCUCGCAACCUCUACCAUCUUCCCCCAACCCUUUGCUGCAUGAAGGUGAUUGUGGAGCACUGCAAUAUGGGAUCGAUGAUGUCCCAAACGCACGCUGGAGCCCAGCGUGUGUCCACCUUCGCAUUCCAAAACCUUCUGUAACACAAACUGGUGAAUAAAUGUGCCUCUGAGAA
Messenger RNA from Hypanus sabinus (Atlantic stingray), 3328 nucleotides. RefSeq names its product phosphoglycerate mutase 1. Gene Ontology annotation, biological process: glycolytic process. The coding region runs from base 128 to 892 and encodes 254 amino acids. Gene Ontology annotation, molecular function: intramolecular phosphotransferase activity. NCBI's taxonomy places the organism in Eukaryota, Metazoa, Chordata, Chondrichthyes, Myliobatiformes, Dasyatidae. The record is from RefSeq and is a predicted model, not a curated record. The transcript has 3 exons.